Danaus chrysippus (African queen) is the source of this 279-nucleotide messenger RNA. The record is from the annotation of a GenBank genome assembly. NCBI's taxonomy places the organism in Eukaryota, Metazoa, Arthropoda, Insecta, Lepidoptera, Nymphalidae.
AUGAAAGCACUGGCUGUUGAACAUUUUGAGUGGCUCUCCCAGGUCAACGGUGCGGAUGAAGCCUUGACCUUCGCGCGCCGUCGACCAAACACGGCCUCUAGCAUGCACCAGAUGCUACAUCUCAUUAAGGUAAACAAACAAGAGGCUGCGCGGCGGCGACGGGCGACUGGCUCUGUUUUCUGCGCGUGCGCCGGUCGCGUCAGUAUCUGGGGGGGAAGGGGGCCAGCCACCGGUGGAUCACCUCCGCUCCCCCCAGAGGUGUCCAUUACCCUCGCGUAA